Messenger RNA from Aspergillus chevalieri, 633 nucleotides. RefSeq lists its product as uncharacterized. Gene Ontology annotation, molecular function: ADP-ribose diphosphatase activity. Gene Ontology annotation, cellular component: nucleus; cytosol. The transcript is spliced from 3 exons. NCBI's taxonomy places the organism in Eukaryota, Fungi, Ascomycota, Eurotiomycetes, Eurotiales, Aspergillaceae. Bases 1 to 633 code for a protein of 210 amino acids. Gene Ontology annotation, biological process: nucleoside phosphate metabolic process; ribose phosphate metabolic process. The record is from RefSeq and is a predicted model, not a curated record.
AUGCCAAAUCUCAAAUACUCCAUGCCCAAAGUCCUCUCCCGGAGCCCGCUGAACGCCGAAGAAGCCCAAUGGAAACGCCUAAUCAAAACAACAUAUCUCGAUCCCAACGGUGUCGAACGUUCCUGGGAAUCUGGGGAGUAUCAAAAGCGGCCCGCAGGUGUCAAAUCAGUCGUCGGCGUUAGCGUGGUGACCAUCCUCCCCAAAAGCACGGGUCCGGAACUUCUCCUGCUGAAACAAUACCGACCCUCCAUCGACAAGAUAGCCAUUGAGCUUCCCGGAGGUAUGAUAGAUGCUGGGGAAAGUCCGGAGCAAGCUGCUGUACGAGAACUGAAAGAGGAAACGGGUUAUGUGGGUGUAGUCGCGGAAAGUAAAAGGAAUCUUCUCUUCAAUUCUCCGGCAUUCUGUAACAAUAACUUCCAGUACGUCUAUGUGGACGUAGACUUGUCGUUGCAGGAGAAUCAACAGCCACAGGCGCAGCUGGAAGAGGAUGAGUUCAUCGAGUGCUUUGCCGUCCCUAUGGCAUCGCUAUUCUCGGAGUUGAAAAAGCUUGAGAGCGAAGGGUAUGCAGUAGAGACGAGGAUUGUUGCCAUUGCGGAGGGUCUCGAGAUAGCUAGAAGAUGGAGCUGUUCGUAG